AAUUUCUAAUCUAGUAACAUUGUAAAUUAUUGAAAGAUUGAAACAAUCUUACACAGUCAUAUUUAAAAUAUAAUUUGUAUUUUUUUGAAGCCUUGAUUGUUAGUUUGUAUUGUUCCAUAUUGAACAAUAUAUUUCUGAAUGGAUAAAUUACAGGAUGCCAAAAGUUUUGCUUCUUCAAGUAAGAAAAAUUCAAAUGAAAAAAGUUUUGAUGCAGAUUCUAUGAUUAAAAAUAUCAUUUCUCAAGACACAUUUGUUGUCAAUAAAGACCAUCAAUUGUAUUCGAAUUUGCCAAAAUGGAUGAUACCAAAAUCUGGUUUUGUGCACCCAUUGUAUGAGCAGAUAUGGCAGUAUGUGAAAUCUGAUAGACGUGAUAGAACAUGUGAUACGCAUUUAGUUUCACAGUUAUUGAUGACUAGUGGUCUACCCGUUGAUGUACUGGGUGGAUUAUGGUCCAUGGCUAAUGUUGGUGUUGAAGGAUCAUUAUCUCAACAAGAACUUUAUAUAAUUCUGGCUUUGAUUACACUGGUUCAGAAUGGAUAUUCAGUGUCUAAUGUGUCAUUGUUGCAACAUAUUCAUAAACCAAUAAUACCACAAUUGAAUUAUACAAUUAUCGAGAAAAAACAUAAUGUAUCAACAGUGAAAUCAAAUAUUGAACAUAAACCACAAUUAUCAAAUAAGACAAGUUCUAUGCCAAAAAUCAAUAAUGAACAUCAAAAUGUUUAUGCCAAAAACUUUCAACAGCCAAAUUGUAAUAUCAUUUCUUCUGAAGAAUAUGACCCGUUAGCAGUAACAUUUAUAGAACCAAAAAAUCAAAUGUCUAAAUUUAUGUCUCCAAUAUCUACUAAUCCUGAACCGAAAUCUUUAGACUUUGCUCCUGUCAAUAACAGUUUUGAGGCAUUUGAUGAUGAAUUUUCAGAUUUCCAAUGUGCUCAGUUUACAAUCACUGACAGUGAAAGUAAUCAAGAAUUUACAGAUUUCCAAUCAGCUUUUGAUACAUUGUCUUUUAAGGAAGACACUAAAAUUCAUGAAAAAACUGCUGAAAUGUUAAAUGAUACGUCAACAAAUGUUGUUUCAAGUUUGUUAGAUCAACAAAAUAUAAUAACUAACCAAGAUAAUAUUCUUGAUAAAUAUGAAGUGUUUCGGACUUUGGCAGCUGAAACUGAUGAUGUUGAAAAUGUAAUGAAUAAAAAUAACUGUAAUGAUCUUUUGGAAAUAAAUCCUGCGGAAAAUAUUGAUGAGAAUAUUCAAAAUGAUGUUUACGAUGAUGAAUUUGGAGAUUUCUUAUGUGUCGAAGAAGUUUUAAGCAAUAAACUUGAUAUUGAAAUAGAUUGGAAAAAUGUUCAAGUGCAAUGCAUAAAUAAAUGUUUGGAAUUUUUGCAAGAAGGUUUUAUUACAUUUUCUAACAUAUCUGAUGAGAAAGUACUGAUGGAAGUUAUAAAUCAUGAUAAAGGAAUUAAUUACUUAACACAAUUAAAUUUAAUAAGUCAAAUAUGUCAACGAAUACUUAAAAACUGUUAUUGUCCAUCAUUAGAAGAUAGAUUAAAUGAUGUAUUGAAAAGGUUGGAAACAUAUUUCAAUAACUCUACCUGUAAAUCAACUAACAAUACAGAGGUUUUAGAUUCCAUUAAGGAUUCCAUACCAUGUUACUUAUGCAAAUGCAAUUGCAGUACAGAUUCUACUGAAUAUAUGUUAAACCUUUACCACUCUUCGUGUAUAAAUUUAUUGAUAAAUUUUGUUCAGACUUCUCACCUUUCUGUUAAGUAAUACUUAUUAGCUCUUUUCUAAAAAUGUUUUAGCUCUAGAAUUAUGUUACCAUAAAAAUAAUUUGA
Molecule: messenger RNA, 1829 nt
Organism: Melanaphis sacchari
Lineage: Eukaryota; Metazoa; Arthropoda; Insecta; Hemiptera; Aphididae
Product: synergin gamma-like
Exons: 7
Coding region: 139-1764 (541 amino acids)
Cellular component (GO): clathrin coat of trans-Golgi network vesicle
Molecular function (GO): protein binding
Source: RefSeq, a predicted model, not a curated record